Molecule: messenger RNA, 2122 nt
Organism: Acomys russatus (golden spiny mouse)
Lineage: Eukaryota; Metazoa; Chordata; Mammalia; Rodentia; Muridae
Gene: Dedd2
Product: death effector domain containing 2
Exons: 4
Coding region: 640-1650 (336 amino acids)
Biological process (GO): extrinsic apoptotic signaling pathway via death domain receptors; regulation of apoptotic process; apoptotic process
Cellular component (GO): nucleolus
Molecular function (GO): protein binding; DNA binding
Source: RefSeq, a predicted model, not a curated record
AUCGAGAGAGGCCUAAGGGCGACUGGCGGAGGGUAGCUGGAACCACUUGGGUGCUGGGUUGAGCGCAGGACCGACCGCCCUUACGGGGCGAGGGGUCGGGUUCAGACAGUACCACCUGUGUGUCUAGUCCGUCCCACUUGCAGGGGAUCGAGGGUCACUUUUGAACGAUACCGCUUGGGUCGGGCGUGGGGCUAGCCGGAAGGUACUAGUGGACAGAACCAAGGGACAAGUCUAGACAUUUGCCACUCAGAGUCACCGGGCAUUGGACAAGGUGCCCUGCAAUGGACCAUGAAGCUCAUAGGAGCUGAUCUUCUAGGUCGGUCGGUGGCAGGUUCGGAACGUACCACCCGGAGAGGGGCGACUGGGCUUGGCCCUCCGGGCUGGUCGGUGGACCUGUAGUGGGUCUAGCGUCUUGACCUGUUACUAUGGGACCUCGGGCGAUACCAUUCCUGUCCGUGGGAGGGAGAGAGGCUGAGACCGUUGAAGGGUGUUGGGGCGACCCUGCCCGGAGACACCUCGCGGGGUUCACGCGCUGACCUUGGUGGGCACUGGGCCACCGCGUCCCUGACCACGACCUCCUCCCCGCCGCGUGGGUUCUAGGCCCUGGUUCUGAGCUUGUUCCGCACUCCUCCCCUGGGAAUGGCGUUGUCCGGGUCGACCCCGGCCCCGAGCUGGGAGGAGGAUGAGUGUUUGGAUUACUACGGCAUGCUGUCGCUUCAUCGUAUGUUCGAGGUGGUGGGCGGGCAGCUGACCGAGUGCGAACUGGAGCUCCUGGCCUUCCUGCUGGAUGAGGCCCCCGGCGCCCCCGGCGGCCUGGCCCGCGCCCGCAGCGGCCUGGAGCUGCUUCUAGAGCUGGAACGCCGUGGCCAGUGCGACGAGAGCAACCUGCGGCUGCUGAGCCAACUCCUGCGCGUGCUGGCCCGCCACGACCUCCUGCCACAUCUGGCGCGCAAGCGGCGCCGGCCAGUGUCCCCUGAGCGCUACAGCUAUGGUAAUCCCAGCUCUUCUUCCAAGAGGACGGAGGGUGACAGUCGCCAGCAGGAUGAAGGUCACCACCCUCGGCGACAGUCAAGCAGUCCUCCUGAGUCUCAGCAGAGUCAGUGGGACACGGGCUCCCCUCCAACCAAGCGUCAGCGUCGCAGCCGGGGCCGCCCCAGCAGUGGUGCCAGGCGGCGGCGGAGGAGAGCGGGCCCAGCAGCCUUGGGGCGGCACGAACAGGAGCCUGGCAGGCCCUCAUCAGAAGGCAAAGUGACCUGUGACAUCCGGCUCCGGGUUCGAGCAGAAUACUGCGAGCACGGGCCAGCCUUGGAGCAGGGCGUAGCAUCCCGGAGACCUCAGGCACUGGCCCGGCAGCUGGACGUGUUUGGACAAGCCACUGCUGUGCUGCGGUCAAGGGACCUGGGCUCUGUGGUGUGUGACAUUAAAUUCUCAGAGCUCUCCUACCUGGACGCCUUCUGGGGUGACUACCUGAGCGGCGCUCUGCUGCAGGCCCUGCGGGGCGUGUUCCUGACUGAGGCCCUCCGGGAGGCCGUGGGCCGGGAGGCUGUCCGCUUGCUGGUCAGCGUGGAUGAGGCCGACUAUGAGGCUGGCCGCCGCCGCCUGUUGCUGAUGGAAGAGGAAGGGGGGCAGCGUGGGACAGGGACCUCCUGAUCCUGGAUCUGGCAGGACUGACCCCCCCGCCUCCCAGUCUCCAGGCCACCUUCUUCCCUGGAAGAUGACCAUAUUGCCCCCGGACUGUCAGUCAGCCGCUCUGAGGACUGCGUAGGACUGCAGGUUCCUCCUCUUUGGGGGUAUGGGCUUUGAAGCACAGAGCACUUCCAGCUGCUUCUGCCCCAGGACCACCACUCCCAGGUGGAUCCCCUCAGUCCUGGGGCCCCAGGACUGCAGAAUUCUUCAGCAAGGAGGUGUAGCCCCUUGCACGUGGUGUCUCUCCACCUGGGGUGAUUCCGGCUGGCCCCACACACUUUAGCCUAAGGGCUACUCUCUCAGGAUCUCAGAUUUUACUGUCCCCACAUGUACCUCAACCAGAGCAGUGGCUUUGGAGCUGGGGUGCCCAGGGGCCUUGCUCACCUCGCUCAUUCAUUUGAGCAGCCAUGACUCUGCCUGCGGUACACACAGACGU